UAUUUUUUUAUUCUCUUUAAAUUCUCCAUGUUGCUGCUCUCCUCUCAGGGGUUGCUUUUCCCUCUUUCUUUGGAAGCAAAAGGCGGAGAUUUUACAAGUAGAAGAAGAAAAUUAACGAAUAAAACGAGUCUGAUCGAUCCGUCGACCUAAGACCUUGAGGGCAAGUAGCCUUCAAGAGAUGGAAUUGCUUUCUAUUAGCUGCACUUCUGUGCCAUGCCAUCACUCUGCCGCUCUGAACUGGAAAGUUGUAGAUAAUAGCCUUAGUUUGAAGAAUUCCAAGCUCUUUCCCCAUAGAAAAACUGGAAUUUUCUGUCUUGCAACCAAACCCCCUUGGGAUUUAGGGAGUUCUCACACGGACAGUAAUAAGGUUGAGAAUCUCUAUCAGAAAGAAGGGACUAGAUUGUUAAGUCUGCUCGAAGGCCUCCGGAAUUGUGCCAUUGCUGAGAACACAACUGAAAAUUAUAAUUAUUAUGUGACAGACGGAAAAGUUGGUCUGAGGGAUAUUCCCAGGAAGGUCGAUGAUGUCGAGAAGGUUUUAAUUCCGAGUUUACCGGAUGAGUCUGGGGGCAAUCCUGGUUCUCCGAUCACUAGUUGUUUUUGGGAAUGGAAGCCAAAAUUGUCUGUGCAUUAUGAGAAGGCUGGGUUGGAGAAUGUUAAUGCGCCAAACGUGCUCUUUCUUCCAGGUUUUGGGGUUGGGUCUUUUCACUAUGAGAAGCAGUUGAGAGAUCUGGGCCGUGAUUAUAGAGUGUGGGCAUUGGAUUUCCUAGGACAAGGUCUGUCAUUGCCAAUUGAAGAUCCAGCUCCUUCUGACAAGCCAAGAGAGAAUUCUGAAGAGGGGGAUGAGGUGUGGGGUUUUGGAGAGGUUUCCGAGCCUUGGGCACAGAACCUAGUCUACUCUGUUGAUCUUUGGCAAGACCAAGUUAAACAUUUCAUUGAACAGGUUAUUGGUGAACCAGUUUAUGUUGUUGGCAACUCUCUAGGAGGCUUUGUUGCUACAUACUUUGCAGCAUACAACCCAGAGCUAGUAAAAGGAGUUACAUUGCUCAAUGCGACACCAUUUUGGGGAUUCCUCCCUAACCCCACUAGAUCACCUAGACUGUCCAGAUUGUUUCCAUGGGCUGGGACAUUUCCUCUACCUUCAAGUGUGAGAAAGCUCACUGAGUUCGUAUGGCAGAAGAUAAGCGACCCCAGCAGCAUACUGGAGCUAAUAAAGCAAGUUUAUGUUGACCCUUCUACAAAGGUUGACAAAGUCUUCUCUCGCAUCAUUGAAACAACACAACAUCCUGCAGCAGCUGCAUCGUUUGCCUCAAUAAUGUUCGCUCCCAAGGGACAGCUAUCCUUCCAGGAGGCCUUGUCGAGGUGCCAAAUGCAGGACAUUCCCAUCUGUCUCAUGUAUGGCAAAGAAGAUCCCUGGGUUAGGCCUGUUUGGGGCCUUAAAGUGAAAAAACAAUUGCCAGAAGUACCAUAUUAUGAGAUUAGCCCAGCAGGUCACUGCCCCCAUGAUGAGGUUCCUGAGGUUGUAAACUUUUUAUUGCGUGGAUGGAUUAAGAACCUCGAAUCCCAAGGCUCUAUUGCAUUGCCUCUUCUUGAAGAACCUGAUUAUGUUCAAGAUGGUAUCUCUAGAGAACUGGAGUAUGUCAGAGAAGGAUCACGACGAUCAGUUCAAGUACGGUUUUUUGGAUCAAAAUUUUCUGUUUGGAACCUGAUAGGCUCUUUUCUGAAGUCCAGUGUUGCAAAUUUUCAAGUCAAUUCCAGAUAGAGCAGCUCAUCAUGCGCCUUAAGCCACUGAAAGUUUUCUUCCUGUUUGUGUAUUAUUUAUUCUUGAUGAAACAAAAUUAAUAGAGUGCCUUAUAUGCCUAAAAUUAUGGGCAUGACAUCAAGAAAUUGUUUUCUCACUGCAGUUCUCACCUGCUGCAUGGAUAGAUAUACACAUAACCAGUAACACAUUCUGCUUGCUA
Molecule: messenger RNA, 1958 nt
Organism: Elaeis guineensis (African oil palm)
Lineage: Eukaryota; Viridiplantae; Streptophyta; Magnoliopsida; Arecales; Arecaceae
Product: pheophytinase, chloroplastic
Biological process (GO): chlorophyll catabolic process
Cellular component (GO): chloroplast
Molecular function (GO): pheophytinase activity
Source: RefSeq, a predicted model, not a curated record